This is a messenger RNA of Procambarus clarkii (red swamp crayfish), 4468 nucleotides long. Lineage: Eukaryota; Metazoa; Arthropoda; Malacostraca; Decapoda; Cambaridae. The record is from RefSeq and is a predicted model, not a curated record.
CCUGCUUAGUUAGCUGGUUGUGCACCGUCACGUGGAAGCUUUAGUAAGAAACACGACAGUGACCAGAUAACACUUCAUAAUACUUCCCGCCAUAAUCCUAUACCAGAUACCCGAGUUCCGUGGAUUACUGGAUUAUGUAACGACGACGACGAAUCCCCGUGGGAAAUAUUAGGUCAAGAUAUUUAUAAACCUAUUCUCACGCCAACCAUUAGGUUGUUACAAUGGAUUCGAACGUUAGCUGUAUAGAGGAGAUCCCAAGGAAGGCCCUGACGGUGCCUCAGAUCCGCCUCAAGAUCAUACAUCUCAACCUGGACGACCGUGGAAGGAGCCUCACCCCGCCACCCCCCACAGCAGGUGAGAGCAGCCUGGUGCAGAGCUACACGCGCCACCAGCUCCUCAGGAAACGUCUGCACAAGUUAAACAGCUACGGCCACCUUUUACGCGACCAGGGACUAGAACGUCAAGAUGGAGACGUAGCAUCCUCACCAUGCCCUCCAGAGAACGAUCUCUGUGACACCGACUCUAAAAGUGAAGUGAAUAACAACGAUCUGUCCUAUGAAGAGGACUCGGUUUUUACAUUUUUCGUUAAGGGAAUGAACAAUUAUCUCUCUGCUGACAGAGACAAGAUAUUAAAUGCCAUUGUCCAGCUUUUGAACAAACACACAGUAUCAGUGGCUACAAAGGAGCACUUGCUCUUCGGUAACAGAACACCUUUGCCUCCUAAAUCGACCUUUAAUCAUAUUCUGGUAAAAAGUACAUUACUCCUCAUGAACGAGCUCGUAGAUCAAGAUGUACUUGACAUCUCUCAGCGAAGUAUAGUGCAGUUGGGUCAGUGUCUCACCUUCUCCCUCUACUUCCACAAGAAUCUCCAGCAGCUUGGAAGGAGUGCCUGGCACAGCUCCUAUGCCCAGGUCAUGAGGGAUGCCUGGAUGAGUUUUGGCUGCCUUGGUGCUGUACUCAUUAUUUCUUCUAUGAGACAGUGAUGAAUUAUUUAGUGGCUUGGAAUCUAAAACUGGUGAUUGGUUCAUCAGGCCAUGCUGUGAACUUUAUAACAAGUGCCUCAUUCCGCUGACCAGGGAAGCUGUGCUGGUACAUCAUUCCCCAAGUGUCCAAGCCGAAACUAUAGGCGCUUCAACUGAUUAUUCAUUCCCAAGUCCAGGGAGCAUGUGCUUGUUACUGAUUCUCCUGACCAGGUAUCAUGUGCUUGUGACUCUCCAGACUUGUGCUGGUAACUCAUUCCACAGACCAUGGAACUUGUGAUGGGUGACUGAUUCUUCAGGUCAACACGUUACCCAUUUUCAGGCCUGAAAUUUUUAUUUUCAACUAAAAAACUAGUACUGUACUGAAUGCCGUGUAUUCGAGGUCAUUAUUUAUUCAGUCAGUAAGCAAGUAGUGGCUGUUUACGCAUUUUAGGAUGUGAAAUUGUAAUAGUUUUAUUAUAUUCUGACAUGAAAAACAAACUAUUAAGCUUACUAUAGUGACCUGGUUUAAUGUGAUUAUUGUUGGUGCUUGUGAUGUUGAUGUUUAAGAUUCGCUACUUGAAACAAAAAGUUACAAGUAGCACGGGCUAUGGUGAGCCCGUUGUGGACUUGCCUGGCACAGGAGCGGGGCUGUAACUCGGUGUGCUUGUGAUAACUGUCCUAUCUCCUGGGAAGAAAACUUACACUACUCGGUGAACUUUGCUGCUCCGCUACGCCAGACAUUUAACAUUUAAAGGUCAUCGGGUAACAACGAAAAAGUAUUGAGGGUAACAAUGUAAGUGAAAAUUUAGUCUUUUGGCAAUACUGUACAACAUCGUGUUUCAAAACAUUACCUAAAAUUGGUUAUUUAACAAAAUCGCUAAUACCUACAAAUCCCCUUAAUUUAGCAAUACCAUAAUGAUUUUACGACACCAAGUGUCUUAGUGUCUAAAGAGACGUCUGUGAUAGUGUAAAAGUGAAUUUAAACACUGCUUUCUCUUUAUCCAUAUGUAAUAUUUAACAUUUUAAGUCAAAUUGUAAUCAAUUCUUUACAUUAUGAAAGGCAAUUUUUUAAAUAUUUUGUGGUAUGUUCAACUGUCUUCCAAAUACAAAUAGUUAACAAAAUUGUUUGUAGAUUACUAUUUUUAACAAAAAAAAUAAUAAAUUAAUUCUAAAAUUGUGGUGAUGUUAAUAUACCUAGAUAGGGGAUUAGGGCUUUUUAGUGCCACGAAUAUUAGCUUAACUCAGUGACACUAGCUUCCUCUGGUCUCUUUUAUGUACUAUACUGUUUAGGGUCCGUCUAAUUACCCAAAGCUACCCAAACUUACUCAAAGCUACACAAAGCUUCCUAGCAUUACGUUAGUAAUGAAUAAGAUAUAAUUAUUCAUUAUAAUGUUGGUGCUAAAUGUAGAACAUGAAAAACAUAUUUUUAUUCUGAAAACGUAUUAUUUUAUAACGAAAAUAAGCUGCUGGUGAUGCCAAAACAAGUCGACGGUCCAAGCGACAAUGUUUGCUGGCAUAUGAGCAAUAUCUUUCCGACUUUGUUGAUACACGUUUGUAACAUGUAUGGGUCGACCAAGCGAGUGGUUCCUGGUGGCAUGGGCGACCCCACUUUAGUUUACCAGUGCUUCUUGCCUAGUGACAAUCGCACUUGAAUUCUUUGUAAAGAAUUGAAUUGCAUUUCAACUUUUUUUGGUCCUAAACACAAAAGUACUGUAAGAGGGUACUCACCAACAAUGUUGAGUGCGGCAGCAGACACAGCCUUCCCUACCGAGUUCUCUGCAAUAACAGCGACUCUACCAGCCUGCAUCACAGAGGUGGUGGGAAGCUCCAAGGUGUGUGUGUUUCCACUGCUUCCCAACACAUACUGCAUAUGGCCACGCAGAUACUCUUGACCCGUGAUGGGGCAAUCAUUUAACGUCCAGUGUACCUAGAGAAGAUCAAGAGCAUUUCUGAACACAUCAACAGGAUAGUAACUAUAAUUAUAGUACUACAAAUUAGGAGAAACUUCAACAAUGCCACAGUGCUUGAAUGAAGUGAAGGAAAGACUCAAUUUAUGUUUGUUCAGAACUUUGUACCAAAGUACAGUACCUCGAGAAAGGAUGUAGGGUACAUCCGAAAAUGUGGUGUGUAAUGGACUUUAAACAUAAAUUGGGUCUUUCCUUAACUUUCACUGCAAAUUAAUUAAGUCUGUGGGAAUGCACCAAAGUCAGAUGCAUAUGGAACUCUAACCAAGAUUAUAAUAAAAAACACACCUUCCAAAAUUUUUUAUUUAUUUAUUUACUUAUUUUUCCAUGGCAUCUUAUUUUGAUAGCAAGUGACAUGAUUUACUAGUUUUGUUGAACUGCUAAAAUUUAAAAAUUGUAAUUCUUUUAAGCUUUGUUAAUAACAAUGCCUGAAUACCCAAAAUAUGCACUAAAGUUUUCAAAUGCACAAAUUUAUAUGAAAUGAGUGAAUACAUUUUGUGUAAUUCAUACUUCACAGUACCAAGGGAGCAACAUACUGUAUAUGUGAUGUUAGUAUGUUACUUCUCUACUGUAUUCACAUAUGUAUCUAAAGUAUCAAAGUGUAUAUGUGAGUAAGAAUAAUAUUUUUUGAGUCAAAUACUAUAUGUACUAAUAUUGCUGGUUAAUUUUUCAUGUCAUCCAGUUUGUGCCUGUCAGUUGGCACACCAAUCUCAAGUCAUAAUUCUUGCAGAAUCCAUAAACUAUGGUGUGUUAUAGUAGUUUUAUACUUUAACAAUUAAAUGUUGCAGAGUUUUUAAAACAGAACAUUUCUGAUUACUGUAAUUAUAUCUUCCUCUACCUGUCAUAUACGAUACCUUAACAAAGCUAAAUUGUACAUUAUCAGCCAAUGAGAAUAUAAAAUCUAUAAAAUGUGUACACACUGUAUAUAAAACUAAAACGUACUUAAUUUCAUCGUUAUAGUUUCCUAUUUUGUGCUUCAAACUUACACUGUAUCUUGUACUACCAACUUCCCCAAUACUAGUACUUAAGAUGUAAAUCAUCACCAGUGUAAUCACCUCUGUCAAUUUACAUUGUAGUUAUAUGUUGAUAUACAUUUUGCUUCAAUGUACCUUUUCAUCUUAUCUGAUAUGUUAGAUUAAGGACCUACCCGAAACGCUAUGCAUGUUAGUGGCUUUGCAAGAAUGUAAAAAUACCAGUCUUAUGUAAUCUCACAUACCCAUUGUACUGUCUUGUAAAUAAAUAUUAUUAUUAUAUUUGUAACAUAAUGCACCCACUUUCUAAAAUGAAUGAUCAUUAGUCUUUUCAACAUGUACCAUUUAUACUCUUAAAAACACUUCAUGCCUCUUCAUAUACAUAUGAAGUUCCCUUAGUCAUACUACCAAUAUGAUGUACACCAUACCAGAUUACAAGUCAAAGCAUGUAAAACUUUGAAGUUAACGUUUUUGCUAACUCAAGCCAAGUAUUAACUGACUUUUCUGGAUACUGUAUAUGGUACAGUAUUCCAUAUUCAACAUACUGCAGUAAAAUAUAAUAUAUCUAUUA